AACAGCAGUGGUUCCGUAGACGAGAAUCAAAUCAAUCAACGCGCGGAGCUGACUGCACUCUGGGACGUGUUGACAAGACUGCAAUGGACGGAAAAAGCUCUCAUCGUCGCCGAUUCAACAUAUACCAUCGGGGCGGUAAAGUUCUGGCAUACGAGACAAAAGAUUAGAAGCUGGAAGAAACCUCAAGGAAUUUCCUUCGCGAACAUGGACCUCAUCGAAGCAAUCGUCGAGAUUCUGAGGCGGCGCAGGAAAGCAGGCGGGAUAACAGACUUUUGCUGGGUCAAAGGUCACUCGGGUGAUGCAGGCAACGAUGUAGCCGACAGACUGGCCUCAUUUGCUGCACACCGCGCAUUUGAGAGACUGCAUGGUGAGCCGUACCGCAACGAACCGCGGAGUCUUUCGCAUUGCUGGAAUGCCGCUCCACCCGGGUGGAGGGUGAUCAAACUCCCGAAUGGCGACGAAGAUAUUGUGAGAAUUGAUAAGAAGGCGAAGCGACCGGCGAAGCGACAGGCUGCUCACAACAAGAAGGGCGCGCGCGUAGCGGAUGGGCAUGCUCGGAAAUACGCGGCGGAGAGAAUCGCACUUAGGCGUUCUCGCAUAGAGGCAUCCGAUAAUUAG
Molecule: messenger RNA, 618 nt
Organism: Alternaria burnsii
Lineage: Eukaryota; Fungi; Ascomycota; Dothideomycetes; Pleosporales; Pleosporaceae
Exons: 2
Molecular function (GO): nucleic acid binding; RNA-DNA hybrid ribonuclease activity
Source: RefSeq, a predicted model, not a curated record